Dibothriocephalus latus is the source of this 130-nucleotide messenger RNA. NCBI's taxonomy places the organism in Eukaryota, Metazoa, Platyhelminthes, Cestoda, Diphyllobothriidea, Diphyllobothriidae. The record is from the annotation of a GenBank genome assembly.
CGGCAUUCUGCUGGUUCAUGAUCGGAAGCCUAAUGAGGAGGAAGUGCUGGUCGAGAAUGUGCAGCCUCACGGUCCCACCACAGGGCUCUCGGGCAAGAGUGCCGCCGGAGGUGCCAAAGCCAGUGGUCCU